Molecule: messenger RNA, 1098 nt
Organism: Oldenlandia corymbosa var. corymbosa
Lineage: Eukaryota; Viridiplantae; Streptophyta; Magnoliopsida; Gentianales; Rubiaceae
Source: the annotation of a GenBank genome assembly
AUGGCAAACCAAGAACAGAAAACCGCUGAAGGACAAGAAGUUUUCACUUCAUACAAUGAGGUCCAUGACAGUUUCGAUACCAUGGGGCUGCGAGAAGAUCUCCUGAGAGGCAUUUACGCUUACGGUUUCGAGAAGCCUUCCGCAAUUCAGCAGAGGGGAAUUGUUCCCUUCGCCAAGGGAUACGACGCCCUCGUCCUCGCCCCGACCCGAGAGCUCGCGCAGCAGAUCCGGACCGUCAUGCUAGCCCUAGGUGACCACCUGAAAGCCAAAGUCCACGCCUGCGUUGGCGGCACGAGCGUCCGUGAAGACCGGCUGGUCCUCUCGGCCGGUGUUCAUGUCGUGGUUGGUACCCCUGGUAGGGUUUUCGACAUGUUAAGGCGAGAUUCGCUCCGCCCCGACCACAUCAGGAUGUUUGUUCUUGACGAAGCUGAUGAGAUGCUUUCAAGAGGGUUCAAGGAUCAGAUUUACGACAUCUUCCAGCUUUUGCCGCAAGAAAUCCAGGUUGGUUUGUUCUCAGCAACAAUGCCUUCCGAGGCUCUUGAACUCACACAAAAGUUCAUGAGAAACCCCGUCAGGAUCCUCGUCCAGCGCGACGAGCUUACCCUGGAGGGAAUCAGGCAAUUCUACAUCGAUAUUGGGAGAGAAGACGAUAAGUUUGAAGCGCUUUGCGAUCUUUAUACGACUGUAGCCAUCACCCAGAGUGUUAUCUUUGUUAACACCCGACGCAAAGUCGAUUGGUUGACGGAAAAGAUGCGCAACCAAGACCACACGGUGUCGGCAAUCCAUGGAGACAUGGAUAAGAACACGAGGGACGAGAUCAUGCGAGAUUUUCGCAGCGGUUCCUCCCGGGUUCUGAUCACCACGGACCUUCUCGCUCGCGGCAUCGACGUCCAACAAGUCUCGUUGGUUCUUAACUAUGACCUUCCGACUCAGGCUGAGACCUACCUUCAUCGGAUCGGCCGGAGCGGACGGUUUGGGAGAAAGGGUGUCGCAAUCAACUUUGUGACUCGCGAGGAUGAGCACGUGCAGGCUGAGAUUCAGAGGUAUUACAAUGUUGUAAUUGAGGAGCUGCCAGCCGAUGUAGCUGAACUUCUUUGA